AUGACACAUAAGACCAAAACAUGGUUGGGUCCUCAGACUCCUCUCCUUGAAUAAUUGAGUUACCCCUUCCACAAUCUGCAGAUGAACUCAAUCCUAAUAUAUAUAUCCCCUACAAACCCCACAUAGUUCCUCCCUCUUUUUUGGUUUUCUUCUCACAAAUGAAAACUCUCAAGUAGGUACUUGAUCAUCCACUAGCUCUUGUCUUAACUGGUAAAAAAGAAAGAAGAAGAAGACAACUAUUGAAAUGGGUCAUUGCAUUUCAUCCCUUUCCUCUUCCUCUUCAUCCAAAACAGGUCUCCAUAGUCAUGCCUCUACGAACAACCACAGUAAUGGAACAGAGUUCUCAUCGUCAACGACCACCACCCUUGCUACGACAAACAGCAGCGUCGGGCUGAGAAGCCAAUUCUCCGAGGCUGCUAGCGAAUAUUCCGGCGGGAUUAUUGGUGAUUCUGGUCUAAUAUUGGAAUCACCAGCUCUCAGAGUCUACAGCUUCCAGGAUCUAACGACGGCGACCAAGAACUUCAGAUCAGAUUCUAUGUUGGGUCAAGGAGGUUUUGGUAAAGUUUACAGAGGUUGGAUCGACACCAAGACUCUUGCUCCUUCUAAAGCCGGUUCCGGUAUGAUCGCCGCCGUCAAAAGAUUGAACUCCGAGAGUGUUCAAGGAUUUGCAGAGUGGCGAUCAGAAGUUAACUUCUUGGGGAUGCUUUCACACCCAAAUCUGGUGAAGUUAUUAGGAUACUGUCGUGAAGACAAGGAGCUUCUGCUUGUCUACGAGUUCAUGCCCAAAGGAAGCCUUGAGAGCCAUCUUUUUCGACGAAACGAGCCAUUUCCUUGGGACCUAAGGAUCAAGAUUGUGCUCGGUGCAGCUCGCGGCCUUGCGUUUCUACACGGCUUACAAAGAGAAGUCAUAUAUAGAGACUUCAAAGCCUCCAAUAUACUUCUCGACUCGAAUUUUGAUGCAAAGCUUUCAGAUUUCGGUUUAGCAAAGUUUGGGCCAUCACAAGAGAAGUCACACGUUACGACUAGGAUCAUGGGCACGUUUGGUUACGCUGCUCCUGAAUAUAUGGCAACAGGCCAUUUAUACGUUAAGAGUGACGUAUAUGCCUUUGGCGUAGUACUACUAGAAGUAAUGACCGGAGAAAGGGCAUACAACCCAAAACGGCCCAAGGGACAAGAGAAUCUAGUUGAAUGGUUAAGACCAGAGCUCUUAAGAAAACACAGAGUGAAACAUAUAAUGGACCAAGGAAUCAAAGGUCAAUACUCAUCCAAAGUUGUAGCAGAAAUGGGGCGCAUCACACUCUCUUGUGUCUCGCCAGACCCGAAAAACCGACCGCACAUGAAGGAAGUAGUCGACGUACUUGAACGCAUCCAAUGCAUUAACGUUGUCACAGACUGUUCUUCGACUAAACCGACUGUUUCUAGCUCUUCUCGUUCCUCGCCACGUCACUAUCAGUAUGGCUAUAGAGCUGGUGCCCCGGGGGUUGAACGGAGGAGACCGGCGGCUAGAACUUGAUGUUAUUUUUUCAACAAUAUAUAUGAUAUGGUUUUAGAGUCCUUUUGGUUAUAUUUAAAAAUGGGAGUAUUUAUGAUUAGUUUUGCAACAAUAUUCUCGAAGUGCUUUGUGUAGAAUAGUGUAUUCUUGUGUUUUUUGUGUGACAUACUAGAGUUGCUCCACCGUUGCAAAUAUGCAAGUAUGUGAAAUUUGAUCAAAUAUAUACUGUAUUUCUUACUACA
Brassica rapa (field mustard) is the source of this 1734-nucleotide messenger RNA. Its product is annotated as probable serine/threonine-protein kinase CST. The record is from RefSeq and is a predicted model, not a curated record. NCBI's taxonomy places the organism in Eukaryota, Viridiplantae, Streptophyta, Magnoliopsida, Brassicales, Brassicaceae. Gene Ontology annotation, biological process: protein phosphorylation. Gene Ontology annotation, molecular function: ATP binding; protein kinase activity.